GCCGGGGGGUCUAGCCACCAAGGGGCCAGGCAGCCGAGACCCAGGACUCCGGGUCUGAGGGAAGAGGCAGCUGGGGACCUACACUCCUGGUCCCGUGCGCGCCCCUCUUCACACCCCACCUUCCCACUCCUCAUCUCGCAGCCAGGGCAGGCAGCCUCUCCAGGUAGUUGCCCCCUCCCUCUACUGAGAUGUCAGGAAGGAGGGGGCCGCCUGUGUCCCCCCCAGGGGCCCCCUGGAGCCUGGGGGCCCCCAGCCCGGAAGCUCGGAGGUGGAGUAGGUGCUGACAGGUGUUCAGCGAGAUGCUCCCCCACCCCUCAUGGUCCCUCCCCAUCCUCCUCCUCAGCCUCCUCCCCUGUGUUCCAGUGGAACCCCACCCCCCGCCCUCGCCAUUGCCCGCAUUUCCAGCCCCUGAGUGGGACCUCCUGUCCCCCCGAGUAGUACUGUCCAGGGGUGCCCCCUCAGGCCCCCCUUUGCUCUUCCUGCUGGAGGCUGGGGCCUUCGGGGAGCCCCCAGGCAGCCCUGCUAACCGCACUCGGCGAGGGGUGAGCGAGACAGCACCCGCGAGUCGCCGGGGAGAGCUGGCUGUGUGCGAUGCUGUCAGCAGCUGGGUGACAGACCGCCGGACGGCUGUGGACCUGCGUGGGCGCGAGGUGGAGGUGCUGGGCGAGGUGCCUGCGGCUGGCGGCAGUCCCCUCCGCCAGUAUUUCUUUGAGACCCGCUGCAAGGCUGACAACACAGGGGAAGGUGGUCCCGGUGCAGGCGGAGGGGGCUGCCGGGGCGUGGACCGGAGGCACUGGGUGUCCGAGUGUAAGGCCAAGCAGUCCUAUGUGCGGGCAUUGACCACCGAUGCUCAGGGCCGUGUGGGCUGGCGAUGGAUCCGAAUCGACACGGCCUGUGUCUGCACACUCCUCAGCCGGACUGGCCGGGCCUGAGGCCCGUGCCUAGGAACUGGACCCACAGAGGAAGAAAGAGAGCAGGUUGCCAAGGGACCUCAGGCGUGACUUGGCUGCUCUGGGCCUUGUUUUGGGAACUGGUUCAAUGGUCACAAAAAUCAUGGCUCUCUGAUUUUGAGAGCUCAAUCUGUACAAUUUGUACGAAGCAAAACCAAAUAGGGUUUUGAAGGAUGAAUAGGAGUCCUCCUGUGAACCCGAGGGUGAUGAUGAUGAUGACAGCCCGUGUUUUCUGACUGCCUGCUGUUUGUCAGCUCUAAUAUACGACUUGUCACAUCAGCUUGGUGGACUUAACCCUGGAGGCCUGUGGCUUCUAAGUUGCUGACUAUGUGAUCUCAGGGGACAUCACCUCGCCCAUCCUGGAGAGAGUGACAGGGAGGGACUGUGCUAAGGAGUCAGUUGGGGAGCAUAAAAACUGGAAUGUGUGAGCAACUGGCUGGAAGCUAGGAUUCGAAUGGGAAGUUAACUAGGUCAGAUGGGGCAAGAAUGCUCUGUUUUGUGAUAUGACCUACCUGUCACAGUAGGUAUGCAAGAUAGGAGGUCAGGAUGCUAGAGAAUUUGGCCCUGGUGGGGACUUAGAGUCAGGUUUCCACCACCCUUCCCUGUCUCGACCUUUACCCCACAUUGGGAAAGAAAUAAACACUAACAUUGUCCAGCU
Molecule: messenger RNA, 1608 nt
Organism: Phyllostomus discolor (pale spear-nosed bat)
Lineage: Eukaryota; Metazoa; Chordata; Mammalia; Chiroptera; Phyllostomidae
Gene: NTF4
Product: neurotrophin 4
Exons: 3
Coding region: 300-932 (210 amino acids)
Biological process (GO): negative regulation of neuron apoptotic process; cell surface receptor protein tyrosine kinase signaling pathway; regulation of neuron differentiation
Cellular component (GO): extracellular region
Molecular function (GO): nerve growth factor receptor binding; growth factor activity
Source: RefSeq, a predicted model, not a curated record